AGAAUGUUUUUUUUUUAAAACAUAAUGACUUACCACUAAUAAUAAGUAAUUUUACAGGAGCGUGUGUCGAGUGUAGGCUAUAACUGCUUGACAUUUGUGUUAGUCAUGCCCUGAGUUAUUCUGUGUUCUCUAUGAUGUAUGUGUGAACCACCUCAGUUAUCAGGAAACCGCUGUCACAGCACACGGAGGUAUUUUCCGCAGUCUAUGAAGCAAAGGGUCAGCUGAGCGCUAAAUGAGGUGGCUGUGAAUCCCCUUGCAUUUCAGGCGAGAGUAAAAGUGCUCAGAGUUCAGCCGACUCAGAACCAAUGAGACUUUCCCGUCAACUUGUCAGCAGUGCGUCUGUCAUAAGCCGACGUUCAGCUGUGGUGUCAGCAGUCAGAGCAGAAACGAAGAAAUAAACACAAGGCAUUUGAAGAUGAUGCGAUUGCUGUUCCUGUGUCUGCUGCUGCUGCUGCCAGCCGCUACUGUUCUUUCAGAAGAAAUAUAUGGAUCAGGAGAUGAAGGUCUGGAUGAUGAGGAUUUAUACAACAGAAUAGAUAACUCAGUCAACCAUGCAGCUGGCUCAAAUGUAGACAAAACUACAGGUGCAGAGGGAGCGUCAGAGGAGAAUAAGUUCACGCUGAUCGUCAUCAUUGCAGCUGUGGCUGUGUUGACUCUUUCAGUUGCAGCUAUAGUCACUAUAAUGUUAGUAAGGCGCCGCAUGCAGUACCGGCAACAAGGUAUCUACUCAGUGCCUACAGAGCAGGACCAGAAAGGAGCUGUUCCGUUCCUGGUGGAGUAGCAGUCCUGUGACUCACGGACAAGAAAGGAACAACACAUCGGGCUGUGUCACCUCCUACUCCUUGACUCAGGACAGUUGACUUUUAUGCACAACAGCCUGCUGCUUGUUAUUCCAGUCCACUCUCUCCUCCUACACCAACUCCUAUGAGUACAUAUGCAGUAUGUGUUUUAGUCUUAUAUACUUUAUCACUGUCCCUUCAGUUACUGCUCCAUACACGCACAGUUUGGCCCGGGACAUUUGGAAUGCAUUCAAAUCUUCUAAUUGGAUUCUAUUUGAGGAAUUCAAAUCAAAGCCAGUGAAUAUGGCUUAAAGCUUCUUUUGUUAAAAGGGAUAAUUUAGCACAGCCACAGCUCCCCCCCCUUUUUUACCACCUGAAUCAAGAAAUUAUUCCCACCAGCUAUGCAGUGAAUUUGUGUUUGAUUUGGCACGAGUGGAACAGACCUGUGUGUGUGAAACUAUCGAUGAGUGAGACAAAUCAUGCUAAUCCACACACUAAGCCAGCCCAGUACUCACUUCAUUCUCCUAUUCACUCGUCUGACAUCUUCUGUUCUUGGCCCAUUAGGACUGACAGGAGGCAGUGUUAUAGGAAGAUAAAAAACCUGUUCCCCCUCCGCUGAACCUCAGUGAAAAAAGAAACGUGUUGAAAUAACCAGUUUGAACAUAUUCCCGCAAAGCAGCAAAUUAAUCGACCGCCAUGAGUGAUGGUGUUUUCUUUUCCCCUUCUCUUUUUUGUUUUGAAAGGCUUUCACUUAAGUCUCACAGAUUGUAAAUAGCUUUCUGAAUGCUGUAGAGAGUUAGAUUAAUGCUUCAGACACUCUUGGAGAGAAGCUGGGUAAAAUCUCACGAAUCAAAUAAAGUGUUGGGGAUGAUUGGGAUAAUACCAACAUGCCUUUGUUUCAUUCAUACAGAGCAUGAUGGCUUCUCUGUUUUCAUUUUAAUGGCAAUGAAUCAUGCCGUAUGAAAGAAAGCUCUCUAUCCAAAAAACAAAGGCACUGGUUGCUUUAUUGGUUCCAAAACAGAGAGAGGAGCUCUCUGUAGGAAUGGUUAACGGGGAGGACAAGCCCCUGUUGGACAUGACAGUAUUUUAUUUGUAGCCUCUUGAGCAGCACUUAUAAUGGAGUAAGCCUCACUGGGAAUGGUAACAUGGGGUUAAACACUGGAUUUGUCAUAGCACAAUCUCACUUUGCUCUUCCGCUAAAUCUUGCAGCUAAUCUCGUCACUGGGGGCAGGUCUUGGCUCCACUCCAGCCAGACUUGAGAGAAAAAACAGUUGUGCAGUCACGUCUUCAUCAGGGUGCAUAGUGGCUGUAUGUCUGUGCUGAAGUCUUAAAAACAAAGAUGCAUUCCUGUUUAUAUUACACAAAGUAGCAGAUAUGAUUAUUGUUUAUGUUUUUUACCGUUCUACUUGCCGUGUGUACAUUUCGUGUCAUGUCUCUGUAGUGUACUCCUUCAGUAUGUGUCAGCAUUUCAAAGUCAGGACAAUUAGACAAAAACCGCAGCACAAACAUUUCAGUUUUUUAAAAAAAGUCUUUUUAGUCUAGUCUUUCUACUUUUUGUAUUUUCUAUUUCCCUAGGAAAAACAAACCACGUGCAUUUACAUUUGAAUUCAGCAGAGUAUUCAGUUUGAAUAUUUUCCCCAAUUGACAGCAAAUAAAAGAAAGCAAAUAUACACAGAAAAUUCAAAAUUGUAUUUGUUGCCCGAAGCAUGUUACCAAACAUUAUUUCCCCUCUGCAAAACCUGUCUGCUGUGACACUACUUAUGUAAAUGCAGCAAAUAUAGAUGUUGAGCUUUGUUUUUAUUCUCAUGAGAUGUAUUUAGAAAAGGUAAUUUUAUUUCCUCUUUGAAACUGAUUCUUUUUCUGUCCAGGCUUACGUAACGUAGCCCUAAAAGCUCCACGCCCUGCAAGUUAAAAAACAAAGCAAAGAAAGCGUCUUCCUCGAACUGCAGUCCCAAAAAUAUCGGGUUAUACUUUCUGCUUUUUUUACUGCUAUUUCAUCUUUUUCUUUAAAGGUGCAGUGUGUAGAAUUUAGAAGAACAGACUUGGUUGAAAUGGAAUAUAUUAUUCAUAAAUAUGUUUAAAUUAGUGUAAAAUCACCUGAAUAUAAAACUCAUAUUGUUUGUUUAUUAACAAGAAUGAUCUUUUUAAAUCUACACAAGGAGCGGGUCUCCUCCUCUUCCAGGUGGCCAUCUUGCACCGCCAUGAUUCUGCAGUAACACAGAAGCGGCCAACUAGUAUGAACCAUGUGCAUUUUUGUAUUUAGUUAGUGGCUGCUGAAAAUGCCCCAGCUAGAAGGCGAAUAAAUAAUUCAUAUUGGUAGAAGUUUAUGAUCGUAAAAACAAGACAAAUCACUAGAGCUUCUUGUCCUCUAAGGCAACCAUUGCUUCUGGAGUUUUCACCAAAGGAUGUGACGAGCAGGGGAGCAUUUUAAUCAAGAAUCUGACCAAUAGAAUUCAACACACUGUACCUUUAAAUGGUGAAUAUUUUUCUUAAUGUCAUUGUGUUCCUUUCACUAGCAGCAUGUUGAGCUUUUAGAGAGACAGUACCAGAGGUAUCUUCUGACAAUAUGCAAUUAUUAUAGUUUCUGAAAUAUAUAACAUUGUAUGAGAAAUGUGCUAAACGAUGCAUUUGCAUUGUGUCUUGUUAUGAAAAGAAUAUUGCAUUUGGCUUAAUGGUCUUUUUAUAUAGCUGUUGAGUUAAUGGAGUGAAGUUUCCUCCUCACUGCUCUGUUUAAAAACAGGUGGCAGGUGGAGCCAGUUAAUUGCCAAAGAUGCUUUUCUGUAAAUAUUUGUAUUUAGUCUCUUAAAGCAGCAAAAUAAAUGUUUAUGUGAGGUUCUUACAUUUAUGAGCAGUUUUGUUUCCAGACUAAUCCAUAAUCUGUUACUUUUGCCAAGGACACUCAGUGUUUUUUAAUCAUGUAUGAUAAAUAACAAAGUAUACAACACAUGACCUUAUAUCUCACAGAAAAACAACAGCAGUCGGGGAUUGUAGAUCAUGAAUUUAUUGUCUGCACAGUUACUGUCUUCUAAAUUCUGCUCUGACAUCAAUAAGAACAAUCAAUACUGCUCUGUAUUAUUAUGCUGAACCCUGAAUUGUGUAAAUUUGUCAUUAAAUCUGUUAUAAAACCUU
Molecule: messenger RNA, 3908 nt
Organism: Notolabrus celidotus (New Zealand spotty)
Lineage: Eukaryota; Metazoa; Chordata; Actinopteri; Labriformes; Labridae
Exons: 8
Coding region: 416-781 (121 amino acids)
Source: RefSeq, a predicted model, not a curated record